This is a messenger RNA of Dermochelys coriacea (leatherback sea turtle), 2289 nucleotides long. RefSeq names its product CLOCK interacting pacemaker (gene CIPC). The record is from RefSeq and is a predicted model, not a curated record. Gene Ontology annotation, cellular component: nucleus. Gene Ontology annotation, biological process: negative regulation of circadian rhythm; negative regulation of DNA-templated transcription. NCBI's taxonomy places the organism in Eukaryota, Metazoa, Chordata, Testudines, Dermochelyidae.
CUCUUCCUUUUCCUCCCCCACCCCACCCCCAAUGGAAAAAGUGUUGACAGCUCUGUCUCCAGCACUGUAAAAGAAUGGAGAGAAAGUACCCAUCUAGAGAGAGCCCCAGAAGGCUUAACCAACUGGGCAAUGUGAUGGACAUGAAGAGAUUGAUGCAUCAGUUCAGCAUGGUAGCAGCUGAAUCUGACAAAGAAUCUGGAUUCUCAGACGGAAGUUCAGGGUGUCUGAGUUCUGUGGAGCUGACCAACUUGGAGAAUAUGUUGAAUGCAUUGUGUUGGAACACAGAGGAUGGGCCCUGGCUGUACUCACUGGCCACAAGCAAUUCCUUCCCAGCAUUUUCUCCUGUGGUCGUAAAGAAAAAUGUACUGGUCAAGCAGGGAAGCAGUUCAUCGCAGCUUCAGUCUUGGACUGUUCAGCCAUCUUUUGAAGUGAUUCCAGCUCAGCCACAGCUAGUGUUUCUUCGUCCAGCCAUCUCCCCUCCCAUUAACUCUCAUCUUGUUGGUGAAAAGACAAGUGAUUCUACUAAUUGCCUUCCCAUCCUGAACUCCUAUGCAAAGACUACAUCACAUCCCUGCAAAAGAGAUAGUGUCUGGGAUCUGGAGGAAAGAAGGAGAACCAGUGGACAGAAAUGGCUUUGCACAGAUAUUAACUACUAUGUCCAAAAGACUAGUUUAUUGCCCCCUAGUGCUUGCCCCCAAGUAUCACCGGACUUUAAGCCUGCUCAGGAUUCUACUCAGCAGAGUUCUCCAGCUGUGAUGGCAAGUGGAAAAAUGUCAACUAUUGAUGGCUUUCAGUAUGUUUCUACUGACAAACAAAAGGCCCCAGGUUUGAUUCCCUUUUCCCCUACUGGACUCCUCCAGAUAUCAGACUGCAAAUCUUCUGAGAUGGAGAAUCCAGUACAUCAUAUGGUGCAAUUCGCAACCUGCAGCCCACCUUUGGCAGCAGAAGAACUUUAUACUACUCCUGAGCUAUUGUUGCAGCAGCAACGCAAGCGCAAGCGCUUUCAGAAUACCUUUGUUGUGCUGCACAGGUCUGGAUUGCUGGAGAUCACCUUGAAAACCAAGGAGCUGAUUCAACAGAACCAGGUAACCCAGAUUGAACUGGACCGGCUGAAGCAGCAAACACAAUUGUUCAUGGAGGCAAUAAAGAGCAAUGCUCCUCUGGCCUGGGCAGAGCUAGCGGCAUCGCUAACGGGGUCAGAUAAAGCUUACAGCAGCCUUGUGGCUUCUCCUACGUAUCCCAACAUGUAGCGCAAAAGAUGUAUAGCUGUUCAAGUGAUUCCAGUGCGUCUCUUCCUCUGUCUCAAGGUUUUACAAGAGCACUUUCUAAGUUUGAGACUGCUUUAAAAACUCAUUCACUAAGCAGCAUGCCAUUAAUAAGCUGUCCCAAAUGCCAGUUGUGAGACUGGCACUAGGCUGGAAUUAGUACUGCUUCAUGUCACUGAGACUGAGCAACUGUGUUCUUCUUUAGACCAUGAGGGUGUGAAAGUGCUGUGAUGUGUUCCCUCUCUUAUGAUGGAGAACACUGCAAAUGGCUCUUUCCUAGCAAGCUCCUUUUUUCACCCCCUACCUCCAGACAGCCAGUUCACAGAAUGGGACAAAAGAUCUAGUCUAGUGUAGCCAUUUAUGAAUUGAUAUGGGAAGAGGAAACUGGAUGGGUAACAUGGUAUCUCCAGCUUUGUGUUAAUACUCCAAAGAUAUAAGGUGGUCUUGCUUUUGGAUAAUCACCACAUUGAACAAAUGGAGAUCUGCUUGCAUUAAAGCUGCACUCCAUAUGUUGUAUUGCUUGAGCAAAGUAGGGGUGGGGAGGUGAAGGGUAUAUUAGAAAUAAAUGUAAUAGUUCUAGGCAGGCCCUGUCAGCCUGCCUAUUUUAGUUUCUUUAAAAUUGAGAGCUGGGUGAAAAUUUGAAAGCACUAGACAUGCACUGGAAGUGUUUAUUCCAAAGCAGGUUUAUUUGUACUGCCCAUUAAUGGCUAACAACUGUACUAAGCAAGAUGGCUUUGGAUUUCCCAGGUAUGCAAUAAGUUAAACACUGACUGUUACUUUAAAAAAAAAAAAAGCUGUUAUGUAUUUUUUUAAAAAUGCAUUACAAUGAAGAUUCUUAGAUUCCAAGGCCAGAAGGGACCAUUGUGAUCAACUAGUAUGACUUCCAGUAUAACACAGGCUAUAGAACUUCCCCCAAAAUAUGUUCCUCGCUAGGCAGCUAGCAAGAUCAGCUAUGCAUCCUUUGGUUUUUAUCCAGUUUAGGAGAGACUCUCUUUUUUUGGCUGUGAAAUCAGCUUGCUGAGUU